Saprolegnia parasitica CBS 223.65 is the source of this 623-nucleotide messenger RNA. RefSeq lists its product as hypothetical. NCBI's taxonomy places the organism in Eukaryota, Oomycota, Saprolegniomycetes, Saprolegniales, Saprolegniaceae. The transcript has 3 exons. The record is from RefSeq and is a predicted model, not a curated record. Bases 24 to 587 code for a protein of 187 amino acids.
GAUAAAGUAGUACCAGGUGACGGAUGCUGGCGACGCGUCUGGCAGCGCUGCUGCUCCUGGCAUGGACGAGCCUUGCAGUUGCAGCUAACGUGAAGGCGCUGACGCCGAACAUCCUCGCCGUAGGACAGGUCAUCUACCCAGGUGCCCCCGUCGUCUAUGCGCUCGAGACGGUGCCGGGCCAAGCGUACGAGGUCAAGCUUUCGUACCGCGCAACGACGCCGAGCUUCUUCAAGCUGCGCAUCGUGGACGACGACGAGGCCGAGCGCCAACGUAGCCACGGCGCCAUGCGACGUAUGCUCAACACGGAAAAGACGUUUGUGACGGGCGGCGUGGAAGGCCGUGCGCAGUACGUCGAGGUGACGAUGCAGGUCGAGGGCGUCUCGUACCGCUUGAGCGCCGACGAGCUCGCUCGUCGCGCGACCACGUUUGACAUUCUCCUCGAGGAGCUGGUCGUCGGGAUCCCCGUCAGCGCCUUGACGCUCAUUGGCGUCGCGCUUGCGCUGCUAAGCUUCAUGAUGCUGUGUGUGUACCCUCGUGUGAGCGCGCUCGUCCACGACGCUGACAGCAUGCCUUCGAAGACCCGAUAAAUCCACGCUUUCAGAAACGUAGCUUUUGGUUUUAGA